Molecule: messenger RNA, 2519 nt
Organism: Harmonia axyridis
Lineage: Eukaryota; Metazoa; Arthropoda; Insecta; Coleoptera; Coccinellidae
Gene: ncm
Product: pre-mRNA-splicing factor CWC22 homolog
Exons: 5
Coding region: 111-2405 (764 amino acids)
Biological process (GO): mRNA splicing, via spliceosome
Cellular component (GO): catalytic step 2 spliceosome
Molecular function (GO): RNA binding; protein binding
Source: RefSeq, a predicted model, not a curated record
UGUGGUGUUAGUACAGAUUACUAGGUUAGUCUGUGCUGUUAGUCUGUGGUUACUGUUACCAUUGUUACUAAGCUGUACUUACAAGCAAAUUGUGUAAAGUUUUCAUUGAAAUGACGAACUCUGAUGAAAGUAAUCCGGAGAAUUCUAAGGUAAAACGAAAAAGAUCUGAUUCUCCGAAAUAUGAAGAAAAACAUAGGAAAAGACAUCGACGUGAUAGAUCCCCAUCACAUAGAAGGUAUUAUGGAGAAGAUCUUGACAAAAAAAAAAGAAAUAGUGAUCGCUAUUGGAAUAAGUAUGCUAAAGAUGAUAAGCAGCCAGUUGUAGGCAAACGAUAUUAUGAUGUACAGGAAGAAAACAAAGAAGAAAACCCUCCGCAACCUCGAGAGCGAAAGAAAGUAGAUAUGCUCACAUCUAAAACUGGUGGUGCUUACAUACCUCCAGCAAAAUUGAGAAUGAUGCAAGCGGAAAUAACAGACAAAAACUCUACGGCUUACCAAAGAAUAGCUUGGGAAGCUUUAAAAAAAUCCAUUCAUGGUUAUAUAAAUAAAGUAAAUACUUCAAAUAUUGCAAUAAUAGCAAAAGAAUUGUUGCAUGAAAAUAUUGUUCGUGGUAGAGGUUUGCUAUGCAAAUCUAUCAUUCAAGCACAAGCAGCUUCUCCAACUUUUACUAAUGUGUAUGCUGCUUUAGUUGCUAUCAUCAAUACGAAAUUUCCUAAUAUUGGUGAAUUACUAUUGAAGAGAUUAGUGCUACAGUUUAGGCGAGGAUUCAAACAAAAUAACAAGGCCAUAUGUAUUUCAUCAACAACUUUCAUUGCUCAUUUGACAAAUCAGGGAAUAGCUCAUGAAAUUUUAUCUUUGGAAAUAUUAACCUUAUUGGUUGAGACACCUACAGAUGAUUCAGUUGAAGUAGCUAUAUCAUUCUUGAAAGAGUGUGGACAGAAAUUAACUGAAGUAUCAAGCAAAGGUAUCAAUGCAAUUUUCGAAAUGCUUAGGAAUAUUCUACAUGAAGGACAAUUGGAACGGAGGAUUCAGUACAUGAUUGAAGUUAUGUUUCAAAUCAGAAAAGAUGGCUUUAAAGAUCAUGUUGCUGUGACUGAGGAUCUUGAUUUAGUUGAUGAGGAAGAUCAAUUCCCACAUAUCAUUACUCUGGAUGAAGUAAAGCAAGGAGAAGGGGAGGAUAUCUUGAAUGUAUUCCAAUUGGAUGAUAAAUAUGAGGAAAAUGAAGACAAAUAUAAAUUAUUAAUGAAAGAGAUAUUAGAUGACGACAGUGAAGAAUCAGGAUCUGGAACUGAUGAUGAAGAUGAUGACAAUGAUGAAGAUGAUAAUGAAGAUAAUGAUGAUGAAAAUAAAAAACAAGAUGCUAUUAUUGAUAAUACAGAUAGCAACUUGAUUUCUUUAAGACGAACAAUAUAUUUAACAAUGCAGUCUAGUUUGGAUUUUGAAGAAUGUACACAUAAAUUACUAAAAAUGCAGUUAAAACCUGGCCAAGAAAUUGAAUUGUGUCAUAUGAUUUUGGAUUGUUGUGCUGAACAGAGAACUUAUGAGAAAUUUUUCGGCUUAGUUGCCCAACGUUUCUGUCAAAUUAACAAAGUGUAUAUAGAACCAUUCCAACAAAUAUUUAAAGACACAUAUGCUACCACCCAUAGACUGGAUGCAAAUAGAUUGAGAAAUGUUAGUAAAUUCUUCGCUCAUCUCUUAUUUACUUAUGCUAUUGGAUGGGAAGUUUUGGAAAUUAUUAAAUUGAAUGAGGAAGACACUAAUAGCUCUAGUAGGAUCUUCAUAAAAAUUUUGUUUCAAGAAUUAGCAGAGUAUAUGGGACUUGGAAAGUUAAACAAACAAUUAAAAGACGAAGAUCUGCAGUCUUAUUUUGCUGGUUUGUUUCCUAGAGAUCACCCUAAAAAUACGAGAUUUUCUAUCAACUUUUUCACUUCAAUUGGUUUGGGUGGAUUAACUGAUGAACUGAGAGAAUAUUUAAAAACUGCCCCAAAAGUACCACAAAUUGCUCUACCAGAUAUUCUAGAGAGUAGUAGUAGUAGUAGUGAAAGCAGUUCUUCUGAAUCAGAUAGUGAAAGCAGUAGUUCAAGUUCAGAAGAAGAAAAACGAGUGAAAGCUGAUAAAAAGCAAAAAGGCAGAAAAGGUCGGAAAAAGAGUGAAUCUGAUUCUGAUCAUGAACAUUAUAGAAAAAGUAGAAAUAAAAAAAAUGAACAGAAAGUUUUUGUAAAUAAAAAGGAAAAAGAAGUUGAGAGAUUAAAAAGAACAAAUAAGGUAGAGUUGAGUGACAGAAGAAGGAAAGAGCAGAGAAAUAUUUAUGAAAAAGAUAGAGAUCAUAAAAAGAGAGAUGAAAUAAGUAGAAAAGAUAAUGAUAGAGAACACAGAGACCGAUACAAUAAGGGAAGGAAAAGCUGAAGAACCAAAAGUGAAAAUAAGGUUUUUCUGAAUAUAUAAUAAUUUAUAUACAUAUGAAUAUAUAUAUUAAUUCCUUGUGUAUGAAUUUUAUUAAAAAAUAUUUUGUUCAUAAAA